AUGCUCGGCACGAGCAUAUCAUUAGCUUCUUCUGAGGGGACCUCGGACCUUCAUGCUCACAAACACAAUUUGAAGCCUGAAGAAAAGUUUAUUUUACAUAUUACGCGUUUUAGGCUUGUUGAAACAGCUGAGGAGACGUCGCAGUGGUCCUCACGUAGCAAGCAUCAGUGGGACGCGACGAGUCCUAUUAUAAUACAUGUCAAAUCCAAGUUGGUUCGCAUCGGAACCACACCUCCAAAGAUGAUAAAGUACGAUCGGCAGGGUUGGACCGGCGCCGUAUGGGGACUUGAUGCGGGUAUUGAAAUUCCACUCCACGAGGAACCUAUGCUACUACUCGAAGUAGCCAGUGCGAAUCAUCCAAACAAGAUAAUUGGGUUGGCCGCCUUCAAUGCGCAGUCUAUAGCAACUGAGGGUAACCAAUAUUCGAAAUAUUGCUUGCACAUCACGCCAACACAAACCGCAAUAGACUCUGAAGCAGUCCACGCGGUAUUGGAUGUGGAAAUACACAGCAGUUUGCUGGACGAGCCCCCAGAAGGCAACUACAUGCCACUCGAAUAUAACUACGGUGCGGUACGGGUCUCAACGGUAGACUUCUACUACCCACCUUUUUUGCUCUCGACUACUGGCCAGUACAUCAUCUCCAAUGUGAUUUGCGUCAUGAACAUGACUGAGUCCAGUUCUCUGGCCAUGCAACUAAUACCUUUGAAGGAGGCUUCUAUGUACAUUAGUGUUGAACCUCCAAAUGUUAUUACGGUGAGACCACAGCAACGGAUGUAUUUCAGUGCGACGUGGGUUCACUCUCAAAAGGCCUGCAUGCGUGCUCUCGAAAUUAGGUUGGUGGUGAAUGGCUUGCAGCGACCGUCCGCUCCGAUUGUUGUCAAAGUACACAUCACGGUUCCUCAGCCCACGACAACAAAUAUUCCAUAUCAUUACUGGGUAAACACUACCUGUAUUACGAACCGACAUAUGCUAGCUUCGCAAGAGCUCCCUAUUCUUCGUGCUAUCCUUCCCGUGUAUCGUGUUUUGAGCAGUGGCGGGUUUGUUGACCCAACCGAAGGCAUGAUCGUUGCGUUUGACAAAGACAAGGGAGAGCAGGUCUUGCUGAGGACCGACGGGAUGCCGCUGGCGAUGAGCCGACCCAGUAACCAUUGGAACAAGUUAGCAAUGGAUUCAGCCUUUCGAAGGGAUGGGACCAUGCAGGGAAUUGAUCUCACUGAGGCUGCUAUCACAGACCUUUUUUCUGAGUCAGUGCUCAAUGCGAAUGGCUCCUUUGUUGUGCGAGACGCUGACCAAAUUGAUACAUUCCCGGUACGAGGGCCUCUUCUGAAUCUUUACCAGAAAACAUGCAUGUGUACGAUUGUUCUGGGAACUAUCUACGGAUUCCCCAUGGUAUCUGGUUUGUUAACAGGCAUUUCGCCAUCUUUUCAGGUUAGCAUCACAUUGCUUGACCAAAAAGGCUGGCAAGUUGUCAUUGGUGAGACGCUACCAAGUUACCAAAGUGCCAGUGGAAGCCUGCGGUGGAUAGAGCACCUGGUGUUGCUCAAGUGGCCUGGCGCCGACUCAACCCAGUUUAUUCGUCUAAACCUAACAGAAGUACGGCCGCAGGACGGGGAUGAAACUCCAAUUGGAGCUGGGCUCAUAUCACUAAAUAAAAUGGAUCGGAUCCAUGCUGUGAACUCACUUAGUGUUGCUUUUUAUGUGUAUGAGACGUAUUCCUUGUACGACCAGCUAAACUCAUCCAGUCUGAUUAUGAAGGAUGUCAAGGUGAUUUUCUCAGAGAUGCGUUAG
Phytomonas sp. EM1 is the source of this 1788-nucleotide messenger RNA. NCBI's taxonomy places the organism in Eukaryota, Euglenozoa, Kinetoplastea, Trypanosomatida, Trypanosomatidae. The record is from the annotation of a GenBank genome assembly.